Molecule: messenger RNA, 4019 nt
Organism: Daphnia carinata
Lineage: Eukaryota; Metazoa; Arthropoda; Branchiopoda; Diplostraca; Daphniidae
Product: E3 ubiquitin-protein ligase SHPRH-like
Biological process (GO): protein polyubiquitination; DNA damage response
Cellular component (GO): nucleus
Molecular function (GO): ATP-dependent chromatin remodeler activity; ATP binding; ubiquitin protein ligase activity
Source: RefSeq, a predicted model, not a curated record
CCAUCUCGCGGUGAAAUUUCCCAUUAUACAGCACAAGCAGACGACUUUCUAAUGAAACGAAAGUGUGUUUACAACGCGAUUCAAAACACAGGAUGGACUCCACCGAAAAUUCUGAAGGCGUCGGGUGUUCUCCACAAGCUGAAAUGACGCCCACUGCUGAGACAAUCGAGCAGGCUAUGGACUAUGACGCUUUGUAUGAUCGUGUUAACUUGAAAAGUGAGCUACUUGAAAAUCGCUCUGCUCCUCUUACUGACGUCCAGCAUGAGUCACUAGUCCCAGAAUUGAGAAUCUACCAAACAAAAGCUGUUAACUGGAUGCUGAAGCAGGAACGUCAUAGUAGUGUGAAGGGUGGAAUCUUGGCUGAUGAAAUGGGUCUUGGGAAGACAGUAGAAGUACUUGCCCUGAUUCUAAAUAAUGCAAGAGAAAAGCUUCCAGAUAUUGAAUACCAAGAACCCUUUACUGAUGUAAAAACAGUUCCCCAGUCUGAAGCCAAAAGAGUGAAAAUUGAAGAUCAAUGUACGAAAUGUGCAAACCGAACCAUUGGCCAAACAAUUGAAAAUGUCAUUUGGAGAUUCAGUCCCGACAAUGAAAAGUCCACAAUCCAGAAAGUGAUUGACCUUCACUGCGGUGACCUACAAAAUGAAAACCCAAAAGUCACAAGGAAAAAAAUGCGAUGCUGCCUUUGCCCUAAACAAACCAUUCGCGAAAGGCUUAAUAACCAUUACAACGAUGCUCUUGCAGAAUUCAGCUGUCUAAAGAGCCUACAGAGACGCUCAGAUGCGGUAAACGAAGACAAUAUUACUAAAAUUCUUUGCGUUUGCGGUAAAACGGAAGCCGGAAUUAACCCAUUGGUCCAGUGCCCGAAAUGCAAGACACAGCAGCACAGCAAUUGCGUCCAUUAUGAUCUGACGGCUCCUCUGCGCGGACCCUAUCUUUGUCCUCAAUGCUGGGCUGAACAGGAACCCAUUGAAUCCUGUGCCACUUUAAUCAUCACGCCAUCAACGAUCUGUACCCAAUGGGUCGAAGAAAUCAAACGACACGUUCGCGAUCGUUUUCGAAUUCUCGUUUAUCAAGGUGUUCACGGACAGGGCUAUCAUCAGCCAGUCCAAUUGGCCCGAGGCUACGACGUCAUCAUCACCACUUACGAAACGCUCCGUAAAGAGCUCUACUUUGCCGAGGUGAAGACGGGCGAGAAACGGACCAGACGCAAAGCGGCGACUUACAUGGCCCCACCGUCGCCUCUCCUCUCUGUCCGUUUCUGGCGUCUCUGUCUCGACGAAGCUCAGAUGGUCGAAGGUUCGGCGACCCGAGCGGCCGAAAUGGCCCGCAAAUUCCGCACAAUCCACCGCUGGUGCGUCACGGGCACUCCCAUCCAGAAAUCCGUCCAAGACCUUCACGGCCUCUUCAUGUUUUUGGACAUUGAAGUCGAUCGGCGAGUCCUUUUCGAUCCAGUUGGCCUCGUUGAUGUUUUGGCGCCCAUUUUCUGGCGUACCAGGAAAAGCGCAGUGACGGAGCAGAUCCAGCUGCCAGAACAAACAGAAGAAACCCAUUGGCUCUCAUUUUCUGCCGUCGAACAGCAUUUUUACCAACAGCAACAAGCCCAAUGUGCUCAGGACGCAACGAUCCGAUUCCUUAAAUUCAGCGGAGAUCUCAAAACCAAAAUAAGCAGCCUCGAUCCGCACACUCUCAAAGUCCUCCUCUUCCCUCUGCUGAGACUCCGCCAGGCCUGCGUCCAUCCGCAAAUGGUCCGCGGACAGUUCCUGACGCUCCGGCCGCAGACCAAGACGCUGACGAUGGAAGAGCUGCUCGUCACUUUGAUCAAACGUGCCCAGCUGGAAUGUGAAGAGAGCCAGAGAUUGAGGGUGUCGGCGGCCAACGGCCAGGCCGCUCUUCACGUCAUUAAAGAACAAUGGGCCCAAGCGGCCGAAAAGUACCGCGACGUCAUAAGGUGGGCGGAAGAGAUAAAAGAUUCCGUCAAGACAGAUACGCUUCAGCGAUUGCACACGUUCCAUAAUUUGGCCGAAAUCAUUCGGACGGCCUCUCCCGGUGCCAUUCCGCCCACACUACGUGAUGGCCAACUGCAAGAGGAAGCCGAUCAAUUGAAAAAACAUUAUCUUGGCCGGGCGUUGGCCCAAGUGGAGAGCGCGCGUGCGACCUUGGCCACCCUGACGCUGAAGGUCACCGGCUUCAAAACCGAACUGGAAGUGAUUCAAGUGGAAAUGGAUGAAAUAUGGUGGACAGCAUUGAUCCAGUGGUCGGCCGAUAUGCAAAUAUCAGACAAACUGGUGGAGGAAGUGAAAGAUAAAUUAACCGACGAAGCUCAUAACAGCAAAAUGACGUCCCAAUUCAGCGGAUUCAACAGUGUCAACGCGUUGAAGUUCUUGUUGUUUUCGAGAUUGGAAGAAUUGGAAGAGCAACGCAAAGGAGUCACUCAGCAAAUGCGUUCGCUGGAAGUGACAUCGAUCGAACGUCUGUCACAAGACGCGGCCGAUUGUCAUUUGAGGCCGUUGCAGGGCCGUCGCAAGAAGGAUCGUUGUCCUAUUUGCAUCGUUCACGAUCAGAUAGAAGAUUACGAAUCGCUUCUCUUCCGCAUGGCAGAUCGGAAGAAUCAGGAAGACGAAUGGGAUAACGUCGAUGAGGACGGACCGGCCGUCCUGGAAGCGCUGCGUCGUGGCACGUGGGCCGAUAGCGAAGCCGAGCGAAUUCUCAAGCACAUGCUUCAAUUUGCGAGGAAGCAUUCGGCUCCUCAAGCCGUCCAAGAUGGUGGAUCCGUCCAUCUGAAAUUGCUGGACGCUUGCAAAAAGGAAUUCCGGCAAAUCCGCGUCGUUUGGCGUCAGUUGAACGAUCAGGCCUCGGCAGUUGAUGAGCUGAGCAUGGCUACAUUGCGACUACGCCUCCGGCUUCCACACGAACUCCCGCAGCCGAAACCCACCGUUCAAAUGCUGGACAACAAGAAUGCUAACCAAGUGAUGCCCAUUUAUCUGCUGGAACCGCACGAUGUCGACAUCCAGUACGCCAAGUUAAAUGGGGAUCUAACGGUGGCUGGCCAAGCAUUGACGGCACAGGGACACGUUUUGUACCUGAAGAAUCUGGAAAUGGCAGGUUUUGGAAAGACGGGCAAUCAGAAUCCCGACCCUUGCCCGGUUUGCCAAACACAGUUGGGUGAGAAAUGGAGCGUCCUCGUUUGUGGCCACUCGUUUUGCAUGGACUGCAUCCAGCUGCUCAUUAGCCAAAGUCACAGCAAACUGACGAAGAAAUUGAAAUGCGCUAUUUGUCGUGAUACAACGGCUCUAUUCGAAAUCGCUUACGUUGACGCACAAGCUGAUGCAUCCGAAAAUCCUUCACGUGCUUCUGUCCAAGUCAAAGGUUCCCAUUCUACCAAAGUGCAAGCCGUUGUCCAGCAGCUUUUAUUGAUCAAGAAAGACGAUCCUUCCGCCAAAUGCCUCGUCUUUUCCACCUGGGUCGACGUGUUGCUGAUCGUAGGCCGGGCGUUAGACGAAAAUGAUAUUUCGUAUUGUUCCUUAUUUUCAAACAAUUCGCAAGUGCAGCUGAAUAGGUUCAAACGUGAUCCUACUGUCACUGUUCUACUCAUUCCAGUCCAAUCGGGCGCCAAUGGUCUCAAUCUUAUCGAAGCUACCCAUGUCCUCCUCAUGGAGCCCAUUUUGAAUCCCGGAAGCGAACUCCAGGCGAUCGGACGUGUCCAUCGUAUUGGACAAACUAAACCCACCGUCGUCCACAGAUUCCUCGUGAAACAUACGAUUGAAGAGAAAAUGGCCCUGAUGUUGGAUAAGCACCGAUCUGCGCUAACGUCAAAGAGUUCCAUUAGUGUCAAAGAGAAUCCCGUUACAUUGGCCGAUUUGAAAGAUUUGUUCAACGACCACACAGAGUAACAUCCCUUUCCCUUUUUUCUAUUAUUAUUAUUUUUAUUAUAAUUGUUUUAAUCUUUGUUCGAGAAUUUUCGUUUUAUUCGAAGUGUACCCCAUCGAUUUCAUACAUUAUUUCCAUUUGUUUCUAGACAA